UCUGAUUGGUCCACAGGGCGGAAGCGGGCAAUGGCGGCGUAAACAACGCCAAGAGUAGUGUAAUGUCCUGUUAAGUCGAGUCAAAAUCGAAAAUAAAACAGAAAAAUAAAACUACAACAAAAUAGAGUAUGUUUUUGGCACCAGGAGGAUUUCUGCUCGGUGUACAAACUCUUAAACACCUACUGGUUCACUUCUUGGUGGUGUUUAUCCGGUAGUUUCGGCUAACUUUUUAGCCGAGUCUGCUAACUUAACGGAAAGUUAUCUAAUUUGCAGAAAUGGACUGCGUCGUGACAGGAGGAAACGUGAAAGUGCUGGCCAAAGCCAUCCACUCCCUGUCCAGGAUCGGUGAUGAGCUGUAUGUGGAGCCUCAGGAAGAUGCGCUGGCCCUGCGGUCUGUGAACUCCUCCCGGUCGGCAUAUGCUUGUUUCCUGUUCGCACCACUCUUCUUCAGCAGGUACACCAUCCCCAGUGGGCACGCCUUUCGCUGCAAGAUGGCAAUAAAGAGCGUGCAGGCUGUGUUCAGGUCUCUGGCGUCUCUGGAGAAGACAGUGGAAAAGUGUCACAUCGAGCUGGACAAGCAGAAGAGCCGCCUCACCUUCACCUUGCACUGCAAACACGGCCUGCUGAAGACACAUAACCUGUCUUUCCAGGACAGUGAAAGUUUACAGGCAGUGUUUGAUAAGGACAGCUGUGCCAAUGUAUUCAGGGCCCAGCCCAGGCUGCUCGUGGACACAGUUGUGCACUUCCCUCCAUCUCUGGAAGAAGUGACCGUGGCAGUGAGUGAUGAACGGAUGUGGGUCAGGAACCAUGUGGAUGAGGAAGCAGAGCAGUCCAAGGCCAUGCUGACAGAGCUGUGUCUGGCUUCUGACGAGUUUGACCAUUUUGCUGUCGGAGCUCACAACAGCGUCACAUUUUGUCUGAAGGAGUUACGGGGUUUGUUAGUGUUUGCAGAGUCUACUGGUCUCCCUAUUUCUAUGUACUUUGAUGAGCCAGGAAGCCCUGUGGUGCUUUCAGUGACAGACAGUGUCCUAGAAGGGGACUUUGUGCUGGCAACGCUCUCUGAUGAUCCCAACCACCGUAAAAACAACAGCAGACGGGCACACACACCGCCGCCUCCCCCUCCCGAUGACUUCAUGAAUGACGACAUAGACGCCUAUCUCAUUGCCAUGGAUACUAGUAUUGCACCAGGUCCCUCUGCCACAGGUCCACCUACGCCCUCAUUAGCCAGAUCUACAUUUUCCAAACAGCCUGCUGCAGCCAAUCACAAGACAAGAAUACACAGUGAGGAGGAGGAGGAAGAGGAGGAGGAAGAUGAAAAAGCUGAUUUAGACAGACCACCUAAUAAGAAGUUCUGUUCCCUGUUCUUUGGAUCAGUGCUUCCCCCAUCCUCGCAGAUGAGCACUCAACCAGUGACGAGUCAGGAAGUGCUGGCCAGUGACAGUGAGGACGACACUUAAAGUAGAGUGAUGGUGGACUGAUGGGGUGUGUAGACUGAGAGAGAUGCACUGACCUGAAAGUGGGUGCAUGCGUGUUCACUUUUAUCACUGUUACACCACACUACCUGGACUACUUGAAAAUGCAGAAAUCAUCUUGGACCUUUAUUUUCAUCUUUACCUGCUUGUAUAUGUUUUUUUUUUUACCUGUGCAGAGGCCAUCAGUACAGAACCAGUGUAUUCCAGCUUUUUAUUGGAUUAUAAUGUUAAUGGUUGUAAUCUGGCAUUAUGUGAAACUAGACACAAGGCACUUCCUGUUUAUGUUUGUGAUCAAGGUGCAGCGAAAAAACUUCCUCCAAAUAAAACAAAUGUAUUUUUCAAAGUA
Molecule: messenger RNA, 1818 nt
Organism: Lates calcarifer (barramundi perch)
Lineage: Eukaryota; Metazoa; Chordata; Actinopteri; Centropomidae
Gene: rad9a
Product: RAD9 checkpoint clamp component A
Exons: 12
Coding region: 276-1457 (393 amino acids)
Biological process (GO): mitotic intra-S DNA damage checkpoint signaling; cellular response to ionizing radiation; DNA repair
Cellular component (GO): checkpoint clamp complex
Source: RefSeq, a predicted model, not a curated record